Messenger RNA from Aspergillus pseudonomiae, 1272 nucleotides. RefSeq names its product mitogen-activated serine/threonine-protein kinase SLT2 (gene mpkA). The record is from RefSeq and is a predicted model, not a curated record. Gene Ontology annotation, molecular function: MAP kinase activity; ATP binding. The transcript has 5 exons. Gene Ontology annotation, biological process: intracellular signal transduction; protein phosphorylation. Gene Ontology annotation, cellular component: nucleus; cytoplasm. Bases 1 to 1272 code for a protein of 423 amino acids. Lineage: Eukaryota; Fungi; Ascomycota; Eurotiomycetes; Eurotiales; Aspergillaceae.
AUGGCUGAUCUACGAGGACGUAAGAUCUUCAAGGUCUUCAACCAGGAUUUUAUUGUGGAUGAACGAUACAAUGUCACUAAGGAGCUUGGUCAAGGUGCAUAUGGUAUUGUCUGUGCCGCCACGAACAUUCAAACCGGUGAAGGUGUCGCUAUCAAGAAAGUCACCAAUGUCUUCAGCAAGAAGAUCUUGGCUAAGCGCGCCUUGAGAGAAAUCAAGUUACUUCAACAUUUCCGAGGCCACCGCAAUAUCACUUGUCUCUAUGACAUGGACAUUCCGCGCCCAGAUAACUUCAACGAAACAUAUCUGUAUGAAGAGUUGAUGGAGUGUGAUCUCGCCGCUAUUAUCCGUUCCGGACAACCCUUGACCGAUGCCCACUUCCAGUCCUUUAUUUAUCAGAUUCUGUGUGGCUUGAAGUACAUCCACUCGGCCAAUGUUUUGCAUAGAGAUUUAAAACCCGGAAACUUGCUGGUCAAUGCCGAUUGUGAACUCAAGAUUUGCGAUUUCGGAUUGGCGCGUGGUUUCUCGAUUGAUCCGGAAGAGAACGCAGGUUACAUGACCGAAUAUGUCGCGACAAGAUGGUAUCGUGCUCCGGAAAUUAUGUUGAGCUUCCAGAGUUAUACUAAAGCUAUCGACGUGUGGUCUGUGGGCUGCAUCUUGGCCGAACUCCUCGGCGGCCGCCCCUUCUUCAAGGGUCGUGAUUAUGUCGACCAGCUCAACCAGAUCCUGCACUACCUGGGCACCCCGAACGAGGAGACCCUGAGUCGCAUCGGCUCUCCCCGGGCCCAGGAGUACGUUCGCAACUUGCCUUUCAUGCCCAAGAUCCCCUUCCAGCGUUUGUUCCCCAGUGCCAACCCCGAUGCGCUUGACUUGCUUGACCGCAUGUUGGCCUUCGACCCCUCGUCGCGUAUCUCGGUUGAAGAGGCCCUGGAGCACCCAUACCUGCACAUUUGGCACGACGCAUCAGACGAGCCGACAUGCCCCACAACCUUCGAUUUCCACUUCGAAGUGGUGGACGACGUACAGGAGAUGCGUCGUAUGAUCUACGAGGAAGUCGUGCGCUUCCGUGCCGUCGUCCGGCAGCAGUCCCAGGCGCAGGCCGCCGCUGCUGCGCAACAGCAGCAGAUCGCCCAGCAGACCAACGUCCCGAUCCCCGAGAACCAGCAGGGCGUCUGGAAGCAAGAGGAGCCCAAGCCUCAGGAGGCGCUCGCCGCGGGCGGUGGCGUUCACAACGAUCUGGAAUCGUCCCUGCAGCGUGGAAUGGACGUACAAUAA